AUGACAGCACACAGAGGAUUCCUGCUGCUCCUUGUUGGAUUCAUGUCUCUCAUCAUGUUGUCCUUUCACCUAUGGGACAUUUCACAAGAAAAGAGAGCAGAGAGGAUUGUUCAGCUGCAGGAGCUGAGGAAGCAGCUGCUAAGAGAAAGCUGUGAUGCUGACAAAAAGACAUCUACUGAAGGGAAGCGCAGCUUAGAAGACAUAAGCAAACAAGAGUUGGCGAACCUUGUUGUGGAUGAUAAACACUGCAUCAUUUACUGUUACAUUCCUAAGGUGGCGUGUACCAACUGGAAGAGGGUUAUGUUUGCUCUGAAUCAGGGUGAGCCCUAUCCUGACCCCAAGUCCAUAUCUGGUGCCCUGGUCCACAUGCCCAACAAGCUCACUCUCCUAAACAGCUUCCCAAGACACGAGAUAAAGGCAAAAUUGAAGCACUACAUCAAGUUCCUGUUUGUCCGCGACCCAUUCGUCCGUCUCAUCUCCGCCUACCGAGACAAGUUAAAAAAACACAACGAGUACUACUAUCAACACUUUGCCCGGAACAUUCUGCGCCGCUAUGGCAACCAGCGGCAUCCACCACAGACAGCGGACAAGGCGUUCGCAUCUGGUGUGCUCCCCUCAUUUUACAACUUUAUUCAGUACCUACUGGACCCGUGGACAGAAAAGAAUCAGCCCUUUGAGCCCCACUGGAGACAGAUGCACCGUCUGUGUCACCCCUGCCUCAUACAGUAUGAUUUUGUUGGCCAUCAGGAGACUCUACAGCAGGAUGCAGAACAGCUGCUGAUGAUCUUAAACCUUGAGGACAGCAUUAAGUUCCCUCCUUCCAAUGGAAACAUGACUUCCUCUGCUUCUGUGUUGGAUUGGUUCAGCACAGUGCCCCUAGAGGCCAGGAGGAAGCUGUAUGAGCUCUACAAGGAGGACUUCAGGCUAUUUGGCUACAGCAAGCCUAGUGAAUUACUUGAUGGUUGAGAUAAAGUCAUUUAACCUGAGAAAAGAUUUCAUGCAGAAAAGUUAUGGCAUGACAAUACCCACUUAACCAACUGGUAUUCUCAGAUACAGGAUUUAAAAAAAAUAACAUGAAUAUAUAAAAGGGUUUUAAUCAAAGGCUGUACAUCUCGAAC
Molecule: messenger RNA, 1118 nt
Organism: Centropristis striata (black sea bass)
Lineage: Eukaryota; Metazoa; Chordata; Actinopteri; Perciformes; Serranidae
Product: carbohydrate sulfotransferase 12-like
Exons: 5
Coding region: 1-966 (321 amino acids)
Biological process (GO): carbohydrate biosynthetic process; proteoglycan biosynthetic process
Cellular component (GO): membrane
Molecular function (GO): sulfotransferase activity
Source: RefSeq, a predicted model, not a curated record